AAAUUGAGAUUGGCGGCCUACAUUCCUCUCUUCACCUCUCAUACCUCCAUUAGAAAGAUUUGCUUCAUUGGCGAUGACAAACAAUUGCCACACUAUGGUCAGGAUGAUAUCCACGACCUGAAGAGCAUCUUCGAGGUCAAGCAUCUCAAGGACCAUGCCCUCUUCCUGAACACACAAUACAGGAUGCCUCCUCAAAUUGGAAACUUCAUCUCUCAAGCUGUAUAUGAUGGCCUACUCGAGUCGAAUAUGCAACACCCCGUCACGAAUGAGAGGAUGGCUUAUCAUUUUAUCAACAUUCCCAGCCAGGAACAGUAA
Molecule: messenger RNA, 315 nt
Organism: Suillus subalutaceus
Lineage: Eukaryota; Fungi; Basidiomycota; Agaricomycetes; Boletales; Suillaceae
Exons: 1
Molecular function (GO): 5'-3' DNA helicase activity
Source: RefSeq, a predicted model, not a curated record